AUGCAACAUCAAGAUAUCAAGCCAGUUAUUUGGACUAAAAAUGACAGAAAAACGAAGCCAAAAAAUAUUGAUGAGGCUCGUAAAUUAGGUAUGGAUGUUGAAGUAGAAAAAAAAUUUUUAGGAGGUAAAAAUAAAUCAUGUAAAGGAAAUUUAAUUAUAGAAAAUAAAGCAAAAAUUGAACAAGAAACAGAAAAUUUUAAAAUUGAUAGAGUUACACCUGCUUUUUCACGAGCUUUACAACAAGCUAGAAUGGCAAAAAAAUUAACACAAGUACAAUUAGCAAGACUUGUCAAUGAACCUGAAAGUGUUAUUAAAGAAUAUGAAAAUGGUAAGGCAAUACCAAACAAUAUGAUUAUUCAAAAACUAAAUAGAGUACUAGGUGUUAAUUUACCUUCACCAAAAAAAAAAUAA
Plasmodium vinckei vinckei is the source of this 411-nucleotide messenger RNA. Its product is annotated as multiprotein-bridging factor 1, putative. The transcript has a single exon. Gene Ontology annotation, cellular component: nucleus. The record is from RefSeq and is a predicted model, not a curated record. The coding region runs from base 1 to 411 and encodes 136 amino acids. Lineage: Eukaryota; Apicomplexa; Aconoidasida; Haemosporida; Plasmodiidae. Gene Ontology annotation, molecular function: DNA binding.